AUGAAGUUUCCCGAGCUGGAUGGUGACCCUCUAAUUGACGAUAUAAUUGUUAAAUGUUGGCACGACGAAGAUGUCACGAUUGCGGAGUUGGCCGCACACAUAAGGAAGCUCCUCCCUGAAAGAUCCAUCGAAAAGGAGAGCGACUCCGAAAUAAUCUCCACUCCUCGAUGGCGUACGAUUAUUUGUCGUGUCAUUCGUGGGUUAUUGAACACUGUGAGAUACUGGUGUGAAUUGGUGCUCCGUCGCAAGGGCGCGAGAACCAACCCUAAAGUAGUCAACAGCGGAGAACCAGAUGGUCACAGCUGUGACGUGGAUCAAAACCACCCGGCAGAAGAGUUCCCUCCGGGGAGAGCAUACUGCCAGGACCUGGAGAAGCGUGGACUUUUAGAUUUGCUUUCGUCUGGAGAGCCCGAGAAACUUGGGUUCACUCUCGAGUGGUAUAGGCAUACUUGUUCCGGGUAA
Metarhizium album ARSEF 1941 is the source of this 462-nucleotide messenger RNA. Its product is annotated as protein kinase-like protein. The record is from RefSeq and is a predicted model, not a curated record. The transcript has a single exon. NCBI's taxonomy places the organism in Eukaryota, Fungi, Ascomycota, Sordariomycetes, Hypocreales, Clavicipitaceae. The coding region runs from base 1 to 462 and encodes 153 amino acids.